Molecule: messenger RNA, 330 nt
Organism: Malania oleifera
Lineage: Eukaryota; Viridiplantae; Streptophyta; Magnoliopsida; Santalales; Ximeniaceae
Product: early nodule-specific protein 2-like
Exons: 1
Coding region: 1-330 (109 amino acids)
Source: RefSeq, a predicted model, not a curated record
AUGUCUUUCAAAAACUUCCUUCUUCUCCUUCUUGGAGCGGUGGUUCUUCUUGCUGUUCCAUCCAAACCCUCCGACCUCCUUCCCGACGAGAAGCCUCACAAACCAGACAAGCUAUCCCACCAGUCGCUGCCUCAUAAAGGAUACCCUUCAUUUGAGGGAACCCAACCUGAACACGAACACGAACCACACUACGAACCGCCUUAUAAACACCCUCCUCAUGGGGGAUAUCCUCCCGCUAGGGAAGCCGAAGUUGAAGUUGAUGGCAGCCACAGUCCACCUUACUACAGGCCGCCUUAUCACAAGCCGCCUUAUCACGGGCCGCCUUACUAG